Molecule: messenger RNA, 170 nt
Organism: Adineta steineri
Lineage: Eukaryota; Metazoa; Rotifera; Eurotatoria; Adinetida; Adinetidae
Source: the annotation of a GenBank genome assembly
UGAAACAACUUCUAACAUAUUUACUUAAAAGAACUGUUGAAGAACGACCAAAAACUUAUCUUGAAAUACUUGAAAUACCAUCGAUACGAGAUGUUAGUGAAAAUCCAUCAGAUGAAGAAAAAGCAUUUGUAAUUCGUGUACUCGAUAAUUUACUUCCAUUAAAUGAAUAA